ACUUGUUUUCGUACUAGAUACUGUUUGCAACCCUGCACAAUGUUUUCAUUAAGCUGUCAACUGGGUCAGUCGCCAGCACAGCUGCUAAAGUUUUGCAAUUUUGGAAUAAUUAUAAGAAUUUUACUAAUUUUCUCACAAAGGAAUUGUUAAAAUGGUGAUACAACAAGUAAAAACAGUGCUAUUAAGCAUUAUAAAGUUAUUAAGGCGAAUGAUGUGCUGUUUCUCAUUUGGGCGGCGACGCAAACCCAGUUUUUCAGAGCCAAUGGAAAUAAAAAUAGUUGUUGAUGGGGGAAAAGCGACAUUACCGGUGGGAGCGCAGUCGCCGAAUUCUACACGGUUAUCACAAACACAACACGUGGAAAGAGACUGGAAUACUUGGGAUGAUAGUCCGCGUACGGUCACAGAGCACAUUGAACAGUAUCGACAAAGGCUAGCUAAACCGCCAACGCCACCAGCAGCAGAGCAAGAACCAGAUUUCUUCACAGAAUUAACGCCCGUCAUAAAACCUCAACCAAAAUACUACCUCGGUGGCGAUAACACUGAUAAAGCGAAUUUUUCCAGAUUAGAAGCUAAAACCGACGUGCCAAUAACAAUGAAUGCUGAUCUUGAGGACUGGGUAGACGAUUCAGUCGAUGGUGGCUGGGAUGAACUAGACACGGAGCAAACUAAGCAACUGAUACGUGAAAAUCGCCGACAGAUGCGUCAACAACGUCAACAGAAAAACUCCAAAACUGCCGGAAUUGAAACCUCCCAAAUGGGACGUGGCGCCCAGCCUAGUCGUACAUAGUACAGGUGGUCAUCACGGGAUCACUACGAUACGAUGCAUAUACUGACAUAAGGAAUUUGAGUGCAAUUUUGAGUGAAUGUUUUAUUUUGUAAUUGGUUUGGUAAUUAUGCGUUUGUAAAUACACUAUUGGUAGAUACAUACACACACAUAAUACUAAACACAUUUUAAAAGUGCAUGCCUGAUUAUGAUUUUAUGACUGCUUUAUUGUUGUAGUAAAUUUAUGCCUAAGAAAUUGAAAUGUAAAAAUUUGAAAAUUUGAAUUAAUUUCAAUUUGUUCAAUUUACAUUCCUAAAAAACAGUGCGAUUUUGGUUUCUUUUCGAAAAAUAAUUGCAUUAAACAUUGCACGUGAAGGUUUUUAUCAAAUUAUAUGAAUAUAUCAUAUAUAAGCAUAAUACUUAAGUGUUAAAUGUUAUUAUAGUUUGCUGUACAAACUAAUUUUCCAAAACUAGUAUCAUGUGUUGUAAAUGUUUGUAACUAAAACUUUAGACUAAAUAAAAAUUUUAAUAUACCA
Molecule: messenger RNA, 1299 nt
Organism: Bactrocera oleae (olive fruit fly)
Lineage: Eukaryota; Metazoa; Arthropoda; Insecta; Diptera; Tephritidae
Cellular component (GO): secretory granule
Source: RefSeq, a predicted model, not a curated record